UAGCCUCUCCCUCCUCCCCUUUCCGGACUCGUUUUUUCCCGUGUUUCAAAUUUCGUUGCGGUUAUCGCGCGUAAUUUUCACGAUUAGGCGCCGUGAAACUGGGUCGUAAAAAAAAAAAAAGGGGGAGGGCUUUCUCAUAUAAGGUGGAGGAACGGCCGCACACGGUUGUGCUCUCGUACAAUUGAAUAUCACCGGAAGGAACCGCUUUUCGCCUCGCUCCUCGACCAUUCUCUUUUCCUCCUUUCCAUCUUCUCCUUCUCCUCCUCCUCCUCCUCCUCUUCUUCCUGUUCCACGAUGCAAGUCGUUCUUGGAUCGUUGUUCCUUGUCGCUCUCUUCCUCCCUGCUCACGGAUGGCAGAUCAGGGAUAGGAUCGGGGAUAACGAGUUGGAAGAACGGAUAAUAUACCCAGGAACGUUAUGGUGCGGACACGGUAACGUGUCGUCCAGUCCGAACGAGCUGGGUCGGUUCAAGCACACGGAUGCAUGCUGUCGAAGCCACGACAUGUGCCCGGACGUGAUGUCAGCUGGCGAAUCGAAGCACGGCCUGACCAACACCGCCUCCCACACCAGGUUGUCGUGCGACUGUGACGACAAGUUCUACGAUUGUCUUAAAAAUUCGGCGGACACGAUUAGCUCGUAUUUCGUAGGACAGAUGUACUUCAAUCUGAUAGACACGAAAUGUUACAAAUUGGAGCAUCCUGUCACCGGAUGCGGUAAGAGUGUCGGGGGUCGUUGUCUUAACUACACGGUGGACAAAAGCAAACCGAAAGUGUACCAAUGGUUCGAUCUUCGCAAGUAUUGAUAAAAUAUUGAAGAUCCCUUCGAUCGAAUUAUUUAUCCGAUCGAAUUCGAAAUCGAUGUUGAAACUUGAUUUAAUAAAAUAACGGAAAAUAA
This is a messenger RNA of Apis laboriosa (Himalayan honeybee), 893 nucleotides long. RefSeq names its product phospholipase A2 (gene Pla2). The record is from RefSeq and is a predicted model, not a curated record. Gene Ontology annotation, biological process: arachidonate secretion; phospholipid metabolic process. NCBI's taxonomy places the organism in Eukaryota, Metazoa, Arthropoda, Insecta, Hymenoptera, Apidae. The transcript is spliced from 4 exons. Bases 295 to 801 code for a protein of 168 amino acids.